AUGUCAUACCAGUAUACCGUCACUGAGCGGAGGAAGCGCACCUCGAAUUCAGGUGGCUAUGGACAUUCUGGCAAUAGAUCCGCUUUUGGGUACUGGAUUCCUCUCACCUUGACUGUCACUGCAGCGGCCAUUGGUGUUGCUGCAUGGAUUUGGAGCGAAAGACGCGAUGACGAAGUGGAAUCCAGUGAGGAUGAGCAUUACCCUGGUGGCAUUCCGCCUCCAGGCUAUUCAAACAUGAGUGGUGCUCUCCCUCCUCAAGCGCAGCCUUUUCCAGGUGGGUUUCAAGGUCCUGGACCUGGACCACAGCAACCUGGUGGGUUUGGGGGUCCCAGCGGACCUCCUCCCGGGGCAUUUCAGGGACCUCCUCCCACCGGCCCGCUUGAUGCAAGCGGCGAGUAUCGUUCAGUGCGAUCUACAGCUAUAGACCAGCAAGAGGAGUCAGGCUUGGUGGCUCGAGUCUCCAGCGCGUUUGGAUUUGGCCGCUCCACAAGCCCUGUUCCUCCCAACGACUGGGCUAGCAAGACUAUUGCAGCUGGUGCGGCAGGGGUUGCUGCUGCCGGUGCCAUGGUUGGCGGUGCUAUCAGCUCAUUGACCGGCGGCAGUGGCGGUUACGAAGACCAUGAACGAUGGAGUGAAGAGGCAGAGCAAAGAGACAAUGACCGAGAGAUCACUCACGGAAUUAAAAGGCGUGGUACGGCAGAGGAGUUUUUCUCAGGCGCGGUUGGCUUGCCCAAGUCUGCUUCGGUCCUUCAACGCAAGCGCAAGACUGUAGCCAUUGUUGUCUCGGCGGUCGAAGAGACGCCUGAUAGCGAGGUGGAUGUCGGAGGGCAUGCUUCAAUUCUUGCACAUCUUCCCGACUUCGUCGACCCUGAUACUACAAGGGUCUUCAUUUUGAUCUACACGCCAGAUCUCAAGGCUCAUCCCCUGAGUCCCGUCGCAACCCGAGGGAUUUCGCAGUCGAUGGCUUCGUCAUUCUCCAACAUAAGCCAUCACGAUGCUCAGACACCCUCUCAGACGCCGGGUGAUUUCCCUGCCGACGGCAUCUUAUCUCAGGUAGAGCCAAAUCCAAUUGAUGAGACUACGACUUUGUACAAAACGCUCCACAAUCAAGCCAUGGCGAUUGUGGACAAAGAUAGCAUGAUCAUGCCCUUUACUUCGCCCAGUGGUCACAAACAUCUUUUGCGCAGCUUAGCGCCUGAAGUUGUUUAUAUACAAGAGUCCCUGUGUGGGAGGGAUGGUGAAAUAGUGGCUGAUCUGUCUGGCUGGGUUCGACAGACGGUUGUAGUUAUUGGGGACGAGGGUGGUCACGGCGGGCUGAUCGAUACUGAUGACGAGUCCACCACGAAAAGAAGUGAGACGUGGUGGCAGAGGGAGGAGCGAACAGGGCUGGGCAAGCGAGUCACAGUGGUUGAAAGUUUGAAGAUUGGAGAGGAUUGGCAGAGGAGGGUUAACGAGCGAGAUUGA
This is a messenger RNA of Exophiala aquamarina CBS 119918, 1464 nucleotides long. RefSeq lists its product as uncharacterized. NCBI's taxonomy places the organism in Eukaryota, Fungi, Ascomycota, Eurotiomycetes, Chaetothyriales, Herpotrichiellaceae. The record is from RefSeq and is a predicted model, not a curated record. The coding region runs from base 1 to 1464 and encodes 487 amino acids. The transcript is spliced from 2 exons.